AAACAGAAAAGAUCUUUUUUUUUUUUUAUCAGAAACAUAAUUUCAUUGAUAAACAGAAGCGUCAUUGCAAAGGACAGUCAAAAGAGAAACAGGUGGAAUAGACACCCAAUUACAACCUAAAGCAGAGAGGCCCUGGAGGAAGCAAUCCAUUGGGCAGCUUCAUUUCCUUCCCUUGGAGUCCAAGAAAAAGACAACUCCAAAUCUGCACUAAUUUUACGAAUAUCUGUAAUCAAUGCCGACACCUCCCAUGGCGGGACCAAUUCCGAAACACUCGGGACCAAUUCCGAAACACUCAGCGAUAUAAGAUUAGCACAAUCAUUUUCAAACGACGCUUUUCGCAGAUUCAAGGCUUUGACAAAGAGGCAUGCUUCUCUAAGAAUAUAGGCCUUUGCAAGGAAAGCCGAAUUAGCAGAGAAACAAAUAAAUCUCCUACCAUCAAGUAAACAACCUCUAGAAUUCCUGAGGAUAAUGCCCCCCAAACCUUUCUGAGUGAGGCAUCACAGUUGAUCUUGAGAGUUCCAGGAGGAGGGGGCUAACCAGAGCUUGGGAGCUCGGGGAGGCCUGUCGGAAGGAGGGACACGAAUCUGGAUGGCUUCUCUAGCAGCUAUGAAUUCACCCCACGCACCCAAAGCACGAGCCAGCACUACGUGAGGAGACGCAACCUUACCCUGAAAGACCAUCUCAUUCCUGGCGAUCCAGAUAUACCAAGCGAUAAAGAUUGCUAUUGCCAAAAACCAGAUAUACCUUUCGCAGUAAUAGACCAGGAGAGAGCAGAGUUGUUAUUUGGGAAAAAACCACCUGAGAUUGGACUUUUGAACCACGCCUUCUUUCUCUUGUUCUUGAGAUUUUCUCUCUCUACUUCUUGAAUCGAUCUGAUUGAGUAUUGAUCUUGAUACAAUUUCUAUUUCUCUGUAGCCAGUGGCCGACGGACUGGCCGAUAUAACCAAAGGUCUCUCUUUCUCUCUCUGCGCUUAAACCCUAAUUUACCAGAGCUUGUAGAAUGUAGACUAGGGUGAAAAGAAAGUGUGAACUGUGAGAAAACUGAGAGAGAGAGAGUAUUGAAAAUGAUACAGCUAUUCUUCUGGGCGAUACUGGGGGAAAUGGUGGUGAUCCUGAUCCUCCUCUUCAAAACCCCUCUGAGGAACCUCGCGGUCAUGGCGUUGAGCCGCCUGAAGCGAGACGCUGGCCCUCUCGUCGCGAAAACCGUUGCCGGGGUCGUCUUCGUCAUGAUGUCGACCUCCGUCUACAACAUUACCGAAAUCCAUAGCCGUCCCAUCGAGUCCCUCAAUCCCACGGACCAGGUCCUCCUCGGCAGGCAGAUGCUCGAAGCUUCUCUUAUGGGAUUUUUGCUGUUUCUCUCGCUAGUGAUUGAUAGACUACACCAAACCGUGGAGGCUGCAAAGAAGCAAAACCAAGCCAUGGAAGAUGCAAAAAGUGGCAGUUCAGACGAGCUCAAAGUCUUGGGUGAGGAGAUCUCCUCAUUGAAAACAAAGAUCAAGCAGCUGGAAUCUGAAUGUGAAUCAAAAGGGAAAGAGGUGAAGGCUGCAGAAGCCGAUGUAUGAUGGCUUACUGGACGAGAAUCAAACUUCCAAAAUCAGCUGCAGCCAAUUGACCGGAGCUUGUCUCAUUCUGAUAUCAAGAAUGAUUGCAUAAGCUAACAACCAGUUUACUUGUAUUCUGUGAGUGAAACUCUGAAGAUCAGUUCAGAAGUGGCAAAACUGAUUGAAGCAAUAGUUCAGCUUUUAUGCAUUUGGUAAUUUUGGGUAUAGUUUCGGGGAAACAUAUUUGAUUUUAAUGUCAAUCAAUGUGUUCAUAUUCUUCUUCUUCUCUUUUUUUUUUCUAAAAACUUUGAAGAAAAAAGGGUUAUGUUGAGAAAGUGUUCAAAAGAGAAAAUGGUAUUUACUUACGGGUGCCACCAGACCAGGCCUAGCACUAGCGCGACAUGAUAUGGGCCAGCACGGCACAAACAGUAAAGGUGGGCUGACUUGGCCGUCGUUUUGGUUAAGCAACGUGGGCACAUCACUAGCCUGAUAAAGCAAAGAAUGACAUUGUCACGGGGGCACAACUCAAGCUCAUGUAUUUUUUUUUUUCUUGACAUGGUAUCGUAUUACUGUUUAUGUACUACUAUAAAUUAGAUCCAACUCAUCUAUGUAGUAC
Rhododendron vialii is the source of this 2157-nucleotide messenger RNA. RefSeq lists its product as uncharacterized. Gene Ontology annotation, cellular component: endoplasmic reticulum membrane; endoplasmic reticulum. Bases 1065 to 1562 code for a protein of 165 amino acids. The record is from RefSeq and is a predicted model, not a curated record. Gene Ontology annotation, biological process: intracellular protein transport; endoplasmic reticulum to Golgi vesicle-mediated transport. The transcript has 2 exons. Lineage: Eukaryota; Viridiplantae; Streptophyta; Magnoliopsida; Ericales; Ericaceae.